AUGGAUUGGGUAAAAAACAACGUAGAAACCUUCAUCCCCAGGACCUGUAUCCAUGGAAUUGCAUUCGGAAACGAGUUUCUAGGCGGCGGUGAUCAUGAAAUCUGGGAGGUCCUGGUACCGGCAUUGAAAAACAUCCAGACUACUCUCGACCUCUUCCACCUAGCCGAAGAUGUUGAGGUUUCAAGCCCACAUUCUGCCGGUGUGUUCGCUAGUUCGUUCCCUCCGUCAGCUGGCGCGUCGAAGUCGAACCAGUACCCAAAUACAUAUUUGGUUCAAAUUGAAGGAGUUAACACGAAAGAGGAGGUAGGAUGGUAUCAAUGGAAACACAUGGCUUGCGUGUACAAGGCAAAGGUGAAGAAGAACGGAGCACAUUACAGGGAUCUAGGGUUAGAGUGUUCAUGUACCCAAGCAAUAUUUAAGGUGUCAUUGAUGCGAACCACAAUGGAGGAAAACAAGAAAUUUGCUGCUUUUAUUGCACAAAAAUUGAACAAAUCAUCUUCAAACAUGGUAAGACCAAGGGUAAAUUGUUCCGGAUUGAUGAUGAACGUGUAA
Lactuca virosa is the source of this 552-nucleotide messenger RNA. Lineage: Eukaryota; Viridiplantae; Streptophyta; Magnoliopsida; Asterales; Asteraceae. The record is from the annotation of a GenBank genome assembly.